This is a messenger RNA of Notodromas monacha, 1671 nucleotides long. Lineage: Eukaryota; Metazoa; Arthropoda; Ostracoda; Podocopida; Cyprididae. The record is from the annotation of a GenBank genome assembly.
AUGGAGGAAGAUGGAUCUGCUGUGUCAAUGGAGUCCAGAUUGGAGGCGGCGAAUAUGUGUCAGAGGGUGUUGGCAAAGAUGUUGGAGAACAACAUUGGUGGCAUUAUUGGAAAGACGGAUACUUGCCCUGGAUGGUGGGCUUUGCCUACUCCGUUGAGCUAUCUGACAAGAUACGUGAAGGUUUCAUACUCCUCUUUUUCGUCGUUCGGGCAUAUCAAUCCUCGUGCCUUCAUUUGGUUUGCAAGGGAUGAUGCAACGCCGAUUUUGUUUGCGGUGACAAUAAUGGCAGGUGAUCCUUUGAGGGAGACUUUGCUGUGUCCUGGACAAGGACCGAUGUGGAAGGAUGAUGGGACGGCAGUGGAAGGCAAGCCGCCGAAUUCAAACCACAGGCAUUUUGUUUGGCAAUGUUAUUGUCCGUGUCUUUUUGAUGCUGUGGGAAAGGUGGAGUUUGGAGGAAAGGGUAUUAAGGCAAACCUGUUUGAUAAAUGUGAGUCACAGUUGGAUGGUGUGUAUGACGAGACGUUUGCUAUAGAUUUGGUGGUCUCUGUUACUCGCCAGCGUGGGAAGGAUGGUCAAUUUGUCCCAGGAGAUGUGGUGAUAGUAAAGGCAACAGGUGUGGAAAAGGUGGUGGCUGUUGUGCACCAGAAGUCAUAUUGGGGCUCGGAUGAUGGCAAUAUGAAAUUGUGUUUGUCUGGUAAUGCUGUCCCGUGUGGUGUAUUCAAGGAACUGGAUUGGGUUUGGGCCGUAGCAUUCCUGUUCAUUGGCGCGGAGGAAGCGCAGCCAAGCUGCUCAAAAGGUGGCAGCGUUGUCGGAGACAAUGUUGCAUGGCUGGAGAUCUCGGCGGUUGCAGAAGCUGUGGUGUUGGUGGUUUUGAAGAGUCCAAGUACUAUGGAGCAUUCUUUUAGAUAUUGUUCCUUUUUGGAGGAUUGCCCCCCAGCUGAAGUGAAGGUUUUCAUUGAUAUUGGUUGUUGUGGCCAUGAGGGUGGGUGUGAAAGCCAGGACGGUCCGUUCCACCAGAGGGUGGCGUCUUUUAGAGUGUGGACAGUGCAGCCACGCAAUGCAAGGUCUGCGGGAUUGUCCUCACUGGGGAGGUUUGGAUUCGGAAUUCUGGAUCCAGUUGAGGACAACAGCGGAAGGCGGAUAGCAAAGGCAGCUGCUGAGAGCUCCAAGCGGUUGAUGCGGGGCGAUGAUAGAUUGCGUUUGGGUUCUUCUCAUUGCAAUGCCAAGGGCUUUGCUGCUUGCGUCAGCAAAGAUGUGCUUGGAUCCUGGUUCAAAGGGUGUAGAAGUGACAAGGCAUGGAAUGGCAAGGGUGUGGCAUUGCAGUGCCUGUUGGGCGAUAUUCUUGCCCCCCAGGAUGAUGUCAAAUUCAAUUUUGGAUGCUGUGAUGAGGCGUGGAUCGGCAAGGAGACUUCGGAAUUCAUUGAGGUGUUGGAGGUUGUGUGGGUUUUCUGCUGUCCAGGGUUUGUGAAGAGGUGCAACAAUGGAGGUUGUGAAGAUAGAGAAGUCUUUGUGACGGUGUUGUACGUGAAGUUGGGUAAUUGUACAGAGGAGGUUGACAAGGUGUUGUGUUAUCAUCAUGAGUUGAGAGCCAGAGUCAAGGAGGGCGUAGACGGGUUCUUCAUGUGGAAAAAGGCAUAUUGCAGCAGUCUCAAGGAGGGAAUAUGCGGAUGA